Messenger RNA from Fopius arisanus, 6983 nucleotides. RefSeq names its product phosphatidylinositol-4-phosphate 3-kinase catalytic subunit Pi3K68D (gene Pi3K68D). Gene Ontology annotation, biological process: phosphatidylinositol 3-kinase/protein kinase B signal transduction; cell migration; phosphatidylinositol-3-phosphate biosynthetic process. Gene Ontology annotation, cellular component: cytoplasm; phosphatidylinositol 3-kinase complex; plasma membrane. The transcript is spliced from 11 exons. The record is from RefSeq and is a predicted model, not a curated record. Gene Ontology annotation, molecular function: phosphatidylinositol binding; 1-phosphatidylinositol-3-kinase activity; 1-phosphatidylinositol-4-phosphate 3-kinase activity. Lineage: Eukaryota; Metazoa; Arthropoda; Insecta; Hymenoptera; Braconidae. The coding region runs from base 349 to 5604 and encodes 1751 amino acids.
UACCACAAUUACCACCAAUACAGCUGACUUCAGUAAACUUCGGCUUUUGCUAGCGCUUGCUCACACCUACUCUGACACCUACACUUUUAUCGCGAAAAAAGAAAAAAAAAGAAAAAAAAGAGAGAGAAAUCACCCACAUUAUGAGACCACAGAUUUGUAGGUGAGCAGUAGAAGUAGUGAAGUAGUGGAAGACAAGCACACAGUGGAGUUUAUUAAAUCAAGGAUGUCACCGUGAUGUCACGGAUACAUUGACGGAAGUUAACGGAGAAUUAAUCCGCUGUUUAUCAUCCAUAUUUGUGCAUCAUGAGGGACUCGGUGACGUUAUAAUCAACAAGCAAUAAUGCCAGGAUGUCGAACUGUGACAGAAAGGAGGGAAAUCAGACUGCGAUCGACUAUGAUCGCCAGUUCCAGGAGGAUUUGGAACGUGCACAGGCCCUCAGCCUCGAGAGCCUGGCACUGGAGAAAUUUAAAAUGCAGAAACAACAGUUAGAAUGCAACAGUUUUGUAAGGAGAGCUUUGGCAGCCAGUGAUUACAGUUCCAGGAGUCAUGGGGAUGGAGACCUUGCAUCGCAGACUGCUGACAGAUUUUCACUGAGAAGUCGUCCGAGACCAGGGGGCAGUCAGCCAAAAAAUGCUGCAAUAAUAGCUCCACCACCGCCAGUCCCCUGUCGCCGGAAUUCAACAACAGCAGUGGCAGCAUGUAGUGCAACAACAGAUUUAAUAAACUUCACGAGUCCAAUAAAACAUGAUCCAAGCGUGGAGGAAUACUGCAGCAUUCCACCACCAGCACCACCUCCAAAGGCACCAAUCGAACCACGAUGGGACAAUCAUCCAGCUCUCAUGAGGAGAACCUCGAGGGUAACGAGGAGUAAUAGUUCAGCAGCUUCAUAUCAGACACGUGACUUACGUUAUCACUCACCAUCACCUGGACCACAUCCAUCAACAGCACCAUGCACACCCGGUACACCGGGUAUCAGUCCUGUCAUGUCCAGAGCAUGCGUCAAUCCCCACGUACCUGAUGUCAUUCCUCAGAUUCCCCCCCUGCCAAUGAACUACCGUCCAACGCCUCCGCCCCCGAAGUUCGCAAUAGACGAGGGUCAACUAAGUGUCCUCAAGGUUAUUGAGAAGAAGCCGAACAACAAUCUGAUCGACUUGACGGCCUUCGAAACAGUUGAGGAGCGUUCAAACGUCCGAGUGAGUGUUCUGGAGGCGUUCGACCCUCUACUCGUAAAGACUGAAGACUCCUUGAGCAAUCAUCCCCCACAACCAAAAGAAGAAGCGAGCAGUCAGAUAGAGGGUUCUGUCUACGAUCCCUUUGAUCCCUUCGACUACAUGUACAGCACAAAUGAGAGUGUCAGCUCGGAUCCAGUGUAUGUCGCCGUCGAGAGGACGGCCAAGUCCCCGGGGGCAUCUCCUGCAGCUCCUCCACUGCCCCCGAGGAAUUCCUCGGCCUGGAAUACUAUUGAGCGUCGUCGAACGUCUCUAGAUCGUCGCCAAAAACGUCAAACACGUCUGUACGAGAAUGUCCAGGUGGUGAAAACGAGGGCGUCCCUCCAUGACUGCGACCUGAAAGCAUUCCACCAGAUGAUCAAGUCAGUGAGGAGUGAAUUCCUGUUCAAUGACCCGAGCACGAACAUGGGGUACGUGACGAGUCCAAUGAUGGAGAACCUGUAUCCUGAAGGGACCUCCAUAAAACUAGUCGUUCACCCUCAACUACCGGACAGUACUGACUCCCUGCCCUCGAUUUCUUUCACUUGUGACGUGACCUGUAGCGUCGAGCACGUAAUCUUCAAUGUGGCGUGCUCCCUGGAGGACGAGGAUACAGUGAUCGCCGAGAAGUAUUGCCUGAGGGUGUGGGGUCUGGCUGAGUACUUGGCCCCUAAUACCACAUUGGCUAAUUACGAGUACAUUCACCAGUGCAUCAAACUGGAGAAGGACAUCGAGCUCGCCAUUAUGACGAGGGGACAGAUGAAAAAGUCGAUAGCGCGAACCCUUCAGGAUGAUAAUAGAGAGCAGUGUAUCGAGUUGGAGGAGAUUCUACCAAACGAGCCAAACGAGCCAAUAUCUUAUGACAGUCUGGUGAUUCUCUUGGAGACAGUGGAGAAGGAGAUGGAGAGGGUAGAGACUGCUGCCCUGCAGCUAGCCACUUCCAACCACAGCUCGAGUCUCCUCCCCCAGCUUCAACCCAGAGGUGUAAUUCAGGCAGUCAAGGCAGUCUGUACCCUCAUGGGAAAUAUUGAGACUUGUGAGAUAACUGAGGCAGUCGAUAACUUUACAAACGCUUGUUGUCAAUUUCUUCCACAAGUUCACACUGCUCACAUCGAGUGCAAAAAACCAGAAGUCCUCCACGAAGAUGGGGACUACUCAGUCGUCACCUUGAGGACGAAAUUCCCGGAAGUUCUCGCUUCUCACUGCCACAAAAUCAGAGACGCUGUCCAGGACCUAGUGGAAACAUACUGUCAUGCCUUCAGGGUGGACUUUCAGUUGAGCACUCGAGGAGAAUUUCCAACCAAUACUGUUGUCUCCUCAGAAGUUCUCGACACGGUUCUUGUUCGAGUUGGAGCUCUGCACAGGCUCCCUAGUACGUGGAAGCAUGACGAUUACAUUGUGGCAGCUCAGCUGUUCCAUGGAACGAGACCUGUGGGCAAUCCUGUCUUGUCAGAGCCUAUGAUAGUCACUAAUAACUUUUACUCUAGAAUUUUAUUCAACACCUGGUUGGAGUUCAGGGGAAUCAGUGUGUGCCAGGUACCGAGGGAGGCUAGGCUGGUGCUUGUGAUCUAUGGGAGGACUGUCCAACCAACUGAGCAUGAGUCAAACUCCAAUGGCAGCUCGAUGCAGAAGGAGGAGCUCGGCUGGGGUGCCAUCCAGUUUUUCGAUUACGAUGGAGUGAUGAGUCAAGGAAGUUAUUUCUUAUCGCUGUGGCCUGCUGUCGCUGACAAACGUCUCGGGCCCGCACCAGCUCCUGGUAUCCAUCCCUACGGUGAAACCAACCCCAUAAUUGGCCUGGAAUUGCCUGAUUAUGGAGGCAAGGUCCUCUUUCCUACUGAACUUCGUGACCACGAUGUUGAAUCCUUGGACAUCAACUCGUUGGAUCAGAAUACCAAGGAGCUUCUCAUCGAUAUCACCCAACAGGACACCUUCUCCAGGCCACCGAUAGACGAGAGGGAGAUCCUGUGGGAAAAACGUCACUAUCUCCACGACAUACCAGAGGCUCUCCCCAAAGUCCUUCUUGCUGCCCACAGCUGGGACUGGGCUUGUCUCCCUGAUCUCCACGCAUCUUUGAGGACCUGGAGUCCUCUACCCCCUGUUCAAGCCCUCCAGCUUCUUCUCCCUUGUUUUCCUGAUAUUAAUGUCAGAGAAAUGGCUGUGGGGUGGAUAAAGGAGCUCAGCAACGACGAACUCGUUGACUAUCUGCCCCAGCUACUACAGGCCCUCAAGCACGAGACGUAUGAGGCUUCUCCACUCGCCAGGUUCCUUCUGGAAAGGGCCUUGCUCUCUCCCAGGGUCGCUCAUCAUAUUUACUGGUUGCUCAAUCAGGCUCUGCCAGGACAGAGCCCCCAGAACUCGGAGAGCUCUCCUGAGGAUGACAAGACCGUUGGAUCCAUGAGGUACCAGAGACGACUACAGCUGAUGCUGAGGGCACUACUAGCUGUUAUCGGUGAGGGCCUCAGGAAUAGCUUUCUCAGUCAGCAGUGUCUUGUUAAGAACUUGAAUGAAGUUGCUGAGAACAUAAAGGUUACCAAGGAGUCCCUGAGGAUGGAUGCUCUCAAGGUGGACCUUCAGAAUAUCGACUGUCAGCUGACUGAAGACGAGGGCGUCUGUCUUCCACUAUCGCCCAGCAGACUUGCCUUCGGAAUCAACGUUCAAACCUGCUCGUAUUUUCCCUCGUUCACACUCCCACUUAAGAUCAAUUUUGUGGGCUGCGAUGGCGUUCCCAGUCCUGCUAUUUUCAAGGUCGGCGACGACCUCCAGCAGGACAUGCUGACUCUGCAGAUGGUCAGGAUUAUGGAUAAACUAUGGCUUAAGGAAGGACUCGAUCUAAAAAUGGUGACUUUUGCUUGUGUACCCACUGGCAGCAAGAGGGGCAUUAUUGAGAUGGUCACAAAUGCAGAAACGCUUAGGAAGAUUCAGGUGGAGUUUGGCCUCACUGGCUCCUUCAAGGAUAGACCCAUUGCUGAGUGGCUCGCUAAGCACAAUCCAUCUGAGUUGGAGUACGAGAGGGCUGUGGAAAAUUUUACAGCCUCUUGCGCUGGCUACAGUGUGGCCACUUAUAUUCUUGGCAUUUGUGACAGGCAUAAUGAUAAUAUCAUGCUCAAGACAUCUGGACAUCUCUUUCAUAUUGACUUUGGAAAAUUUUUGGGUGAUGCCCAGAUGUUUGGCAAUUUUAAAAGGGAUCGUACCCCGUUUGUGCUUACCUCAGACAUGGCGUACGUGAUAAAUAGCGGGGACAAACCAUCAGCAAAAUUCCACAAUUUCGUUGACCUCUGCUGCCAGGCCUUCAACAUCGUUCGAAAGCAUGGCAACCUGAUCCUCCACCUGUUCGGCUUGAUGACCUCUUCGGGAAUUUCUGGUGUCACCAUGGAUGCGGUCAGCUACGUGCAGAAGGCUUUGCUACCUGGACAAACGAAUCCUGAAGCUGCAGCCACCUUCGCCAGGAUGAUCGAGAGCUCCCUCAAAAGUUGGUUCACUCAGUUCAAUUUCUUCCUUCAUAAUCUCGCGCAGCUGAGGUUCACUGGAGAUCAGAGCGACGGUGAACUCCUCUCAUUUGUCCCGAGAACGUACACAAUGCAACAGGAAGGACAGUUGACCAGUGUCCAAGUCCAUGGAUAUCAAAAGAGAUAUGAUCCAGAGAAAUAUUACAUGUAUAUACUGCGUAUUCAGAGAAAAGGACAGGCUGACCCCACGUACCUCUUCAGGUCGUACAAGGAGUUCUGCGAAUUCUAUCAGAAGCUCUGCAUUCAUUUUCCCCUCGCCAAAGUAGCAAGUUUACCGAGUGGCAUGAGUGUGGGCCGAUCGAAUAUCAAACAAGUUGCUGACAAGAGGCGAGCUGAUAUCGAAAAAUUUCUGCUCAGUCUUUUCAAAAUGGCACCUGAGAUAUCUCAGAGCGACCUUGUAUACACUUUCUUCCAUCCACUUCUGCGGGAUCAACAAAAUGCUGACAUUCAUCUACGAAAAGUUAAAGUGGGAAACUGGUGGGCAGAGAGAAAAAUCCUAGAGAACGUGCAGUGUGGUCAAAUAAAAAUAUCUCUUCACUAUACUCGUGGGACUUUAUCAGUGAUGAUCCACCAUGCCCGAGGUUUGCCAAAGGUUGCCAACGCUCAAGAGCCCAACACCUACGUCAAAGUUUACCUCAAACCUGACCCUACGAAGGCAACCAAAAGGAAAACCAAAGUCGUCAAGAAGAACUGCCAUCCAUCGUUCAUGGAAAUGUUGGAGUACAGAAUGCCUCUGGAGGUGAUCCAGGAUCGGGCCCUGGAAGCGACAAUUUGGAACCACGACACACUCCAGGAGAAUGAAUUCCUCGGGGGAAUUCACCUCCCCUUGUCACACCUCGAUUUAACUAGAGAAACCAUCGAGUGGUUUCCCCUAGGGAGCCUCAGAUGAAUACACUGAGAAAAAAAUUACUUUUUCCAAAAAAGAUUUAUUGAAACAAGAAAAUUUCCCCCUGUUAAUAUUUAAGGAUGUUCGACACUGAAAUGGAGUACAUCCAGACAAAUAUUUGGGGAGACGAAAAAUUGAAAUCGGUUGGAUAGUUUUCGAGAUAUUGCAACGAACGGUUCAGAAUCAAAUGGCAAUUUAUGAAAAAUGGCUGGACCGAUCAAGCAGAAUUUUGGCACAGGCUAAGUCCUCAGUAAUGCCUAGAAUUUGCCGAAAUUUCAGGUUCAUCGAAAAAAUACUAGCUAUUUAUUUCUUCAAUUGGGUAAAAGAGUGGGCGAAGUUGACCAUGCGCACACACACAUGGUGUUUCAAAUUUUGUAUUUUUACGUUUCUAAUAAUUUUACAUAAUUUCCAAGAAAAAUUAGGAAACUCGAAGAUCGGAUUACAAAGCUUCCGUUUGGAAGCAAGAAAGAGAACUUUGGGGGAAAGAGUGUAGAACAUCCUUGAAAUUAUCAACUAAACAUUGUAUUGUCCAUGAGAGAACGAAAUGAUUGGUCAAGACAGAAUGAAAAAUUUUCGAGUAAAAUUACCCUUUAUUCCUGGACAUUUCCCUCCGCACACGUUCCACGUUUUUUUCACUGAGAUUAUUUCUUAACGAAUUACCUAAUUAAGCAAUUAAUCGGAAGAUUAAUUACUCAAUUAGUUAACCGAUUAAUUGAUUAAUUAUCCGAAAUAUUUGAAUCCUUUCCGUGAAAAGUAUUUUUUUUUCUCAGUGUAGAUUAAUUGGCGUCUAAACGCACAAAUUGAAGAUGCUUUCACAAACUAGAAGUCUUGGAGAAAUUUUGAUGGAUUUUAAUUAAUGAAUUUUUAUGUAAUCACUUGGGUCCAGUGAUUGUUUUUUUUUCUUUGUGACUCUAAGAUGAUCGAUAAUGAAUCUAGAAAUUGUGAACCAAAGUAAGGACCUAACUCUAGCUCUACAAGCGAAAGAUUUUAACGAUAUUUACACGAAUGUAGUUUGCUCUAAUCAUUGAUUUAGUUUCUAUUUUUUAUGAGAUUUUCACGCACUUGAAAGUUUUUAGAUCCAAUUCGAUAUGUACGGUAUUCAAGAUGAAUGCGAUUUUUGUAUACGGUGUCAGGUUAUUUCCUCCCUAUUCGAGUAUUUUUCGUUGAUGUACUGUCCCGAACGAAGUGAAAUUGUGAUAAAUAUUUAUACACGUUGUUACCACUUUAAUCAUGGUAAUUUUUAACUAUUGUAAAUAAACUUGCAUCUUUUUGCGUGGCUCUAUGUUAUAGCAAUAUUAAUAUUCCAAGGCAAUAAGAUGUUACGAUGAAAUUAUAUUUUCUUUUUCACUUUCUAUAAUUAAAUAGAGAAAUACCAAACGAUA